AUGGCAAUCAACUACCUAAUACUGCUCUCGAGACAGGGCAAAGUGAGACUGGCGAAAUGGUUCACUACCCUGUCUCCUAAGGACAAGGCCAAAAUCAUCAAAGAUGUCACACAGCUAGUUCUCUCACGCCGCACCCGCAUGUGCAACUUCCUCGAAUAUAAAGACACCAAAGUCGUCUACCGCCGCUAUGCAUCCCUCUUCUUCAUCGCCGGCUGCUCGUCCGACGACAAUGAGCUAAUCACUCUCGAAAUCGUCCAUCGCUACGUCGAACAGAUGGACAAGUAUUAUGGCAACGUCUGCGAGCUGGAUAUCAUUUUCAAUUUCCAAAAGGCUUAUUUCAUCCUGGACGAGUUGCUGCUGGCUGGGGAGAUGCAGGAGAGUAGCAAGAAGAAUGUGCUGAGGUGUAUUUCGCAACAGGAUAGCUUGGAAGAUAUGGAGGAGUCUGAAGCUGAACUAGCUGGACUGAGAGCACUUGGGUUUUAG
Messenger RNA from Blastomyces gilchristii SLH14081, 483 nucleotides. RefSeq names its product clathrin coat assembly protein ap19. Gene Ontology annotation, biological process: vesicle-mediated transport; protein transport. Bases 1 to 483 code for a protein of 160 amino acids. The transcript is spliced from 5 exons. Lineage: Eukaryota; Fungi; Ascomycota; Eurotiomycetes; Onygenales; Ajellomycetaceae. The record is from RefSeq and is a predicted model, not a curated record. Gene Ontology annotation, cellular component: AP-1 adaptor complex; intracellular membrane-bounded organelle. Gene Ontology annotation, molecular function: clathrin-cargo adaptor activity.